Molecule: messenger RNA, 1815 nt
Organism: Sphaeroforma arctica JP610
Lineage: Eukaryota; Ichthyosporea; Ichthyophonida
Exons: 10
Coding region: 1-1815 (604 amino acids)
Biological process (GO): transmembrane transport
Cellular component (GO): membrane
Molecular function (GO): ATP binding; ABC-type transporter activity; ATP hydrolysis activity
Source: RefSeq, a predicted model, not a curated record
AUGUCACAUCUGUCUCUAGUCGCACCACUACAGAACAUGAGUGUGAGUGUGCCCGACGGUUGUCUCAUGGGCAUUGUGGGCGUUGUGGGAUCGGGCAAGUCCACGCUGUUGCAGCUGCUAAUAGGAGAGGUGCCUCUAGUGGAAGGUUGGCGCACCUGCACAGCCCCACGCAUCGCGUACUGUACCCAACACGCGUGGAUAUUCCACAGCUCACUCAGAGACAAUAUUGUCUUUGGCGAGCCCUUUUGUGCCAAGAGAUAUGCGCAGGUGGUGCGGGCGUGUGCACUGCAGACUGACUUUGCCGCACAGCCACACGGCGACAGUACAAUCGUCCAAGCGAACAGCCUCUCAGGUGGACAGAGACAGCGCAUAGGCAUUGCCCGCGCGGCGUACAGCUCAGCGCAGACGGUGGUACUGGACGACCCCUUCAGCGCAUUAGACGCACAGGUCACAGGCCACGUGUUCACCCACUGCAUCGAGGGCCUGAUGCGACACAGAACAGUGCUUUUCACCACCAACAACACAAAGUUGCUUACGAACUGCGAUCUGAUUGGUGUGCUGAGUGAAGGGUCGGUAGUGGUUGAUUCCUAUAGCAACUUCAUUCGAGCAACGGAAAGGAGCGCCUCCCGUCCCCACGCAUCAGCUGCAGACAUCCUGAGCAGGCUCACGGUCAACGGCAGUGCUAAAUGCAACUCACAGGCAGCAGAGGAGACAGCCCUUCCGCACAGCAAGAGCCAACCAAUGAAAAAUGCGAACAACGGUGACGUAGACGAUGGAGAAUUUUAUGGCAUUUCACUGGACGACGACGACGACGACACCGAUCACGACCAAGAUGAGUUUGGGCGGACUGCUCACACACAGGAGGGUAAAAGCAUCCACUCUGCUGAAGAGAGCAAUGAUUCUGGCAAGACACAGCACAGAAUGAUUGGCCACCUGUCCAGAGCCGUGGGCGGAUAUCAUUGGCUGCUAUUAAUAGUCUUUACGCUUUUAGUAGAGGAAGCCGUUUCCGAAUACCAGUUGUGGUUGCUCGCCACAUGGACUGAUGAGGGAGAAAGCGGUACAAUAACCGACGGUGCGAAUCAGCGUUAUGUUGUGCACUACGCCGCUCUGGUGGUGGCUGAGAUGCUCGUGGCCUAUGUGCGCCAGGUGGUGGUAGGUAUAACCACAGUGCACACCGCCGAUCGCCUGCACCGCCAGUUGGUAGACAUGGUGCAGGGUGUGCCGUUGUCCUAUUUUACGACAGGGACGACCACUGCGACGUAUGUGCUGGAUCUGUUUGCCAGAGAUCACAGACGCAUCGAUCGCGGAAUGUUCAUGGGAGUGGAGUAUCUGCUGAUCCCCGUCAGCUAUUGGGUUACCAUAGCAACAGCCACAGCCGUUGUACUGCCCUGGACACUGGUCUCCUUCCUUGUUUCCAGCGUGAGCAUACACUAUCUGUUGCGAAUGCACCGCCACAAGUCUCAGCGGUGCAGAGUGUGGCUGUCACGCACCAAACAACCGGUGGUGCAGUGCAUCACAGACACAGACAGUGGGCGCCCCACCAUCAGAGCCUUUGGUUGCCAGGAGACGUUACUGCGUAAGUUUGGCCGUUGUCUGGACGAGUACACCAACGCCUCAGCUGCUGUGAGUGUUGCCAUGGCAACCACUGCGAGUCUUGCCGAUGCCGCGGGAUGUGUGUUCAAUGUUGGGGUGGCACUGGCCAUUGUGAUGUCUCGCAAUGACAUCACCACUGGAGAGGCUGGGUUCAUGCUGACCAAUGCUGCAUUCAGCGCGUUCGCUGGUACGUCUACCUUAACGGGCCGUGCUACUCGUUAA